CACACGUGCCCUGUUUCUCCCAACGACCGCGUCAAGAAUCUGCGUUUUCCCCCUUCCCUUUAUGAUAGAUCCUCCCUCGCCCUCCUGACCAGAUCAAAUCCGUAUCUCCUACUCCCAACGAACAGGCGAGAGAACGGAAUGACUCAUGCCUCUCGGACCUCCCAGCAGAGACCCCUACCCUCUACCGACAGCGGGAGAGGGUGUCGUUGCCCCGCCCGGUGAAGUGACUAUCUAUCUCCCCGGAUACGAGCCCGAUCGAACCCUACUACGGUUUUGGGCGUACAGUGUGGACGAGGAGGAUGGGCCAUAUGUGAAUUAUGAGUUUGCGUACGACAUGUGCAUGGCGAUGACCAACAAUGCUGGACCCGGGUUCUUCACGAAAGGACGAGAGCCGAACAGCGAAAAGGCAGAGGUGGAAAAGGGCGGUUUGCUAGCGAAACAAAAAUAUUUCUUUCACGUUGGAAGUGACACAUCGACGGUGCCAGAAAAAUACCCGGUUCUGCGAAGCUUUCGGGACUUCACCUUCACGCCGGAAGUUGUUGGCGAGCAUUGGCGGAAGGCCGUUCCGGGGAAGAGAAGCGCAGACGGUUACUUGCCGGAUGCAUGCUGCGUGAGUGGUGAAGAUGUAAUGAUAGAAGCUGCGCAUUUGAUUCCAAAGACGGAAUGGCAAUUCUGGAAGGAGAAUGCGUUGCACCGAUACGCGAUGGAGCCAGUCCCCCGCACCCAAGGACGUGAAACCUAUACUCGGAGCAACACCAUUCCACUGGCUUCCAACCUACACAAGAUGUUUGAUGCCGGGCAUUUCGUCCUGAUACCGGUAAAUGGACAAUUACAAUGCCAGUGGAUCCGAAGGAGUGAUCUGAUGGCACUUAAGUAUCACCAUCGACCAGUCCAUGGAGGAGUUGCCACGGUCUCACCUGAAUUGGCUUAUCUCGGGUGCGUAUACCGAAUGAUGGGUGUGAUGCAGGAGGAACUCCUCGAAAGGGGAGCUCAGGAAACCCUAGUGUUGACUAAAGAAGACGGAGCAAUCAUGAUGACCGGAUUUGACCUGGGGCAAUACAAGAGUCAGCAAUUGCGCAACACCAGCCCCACGAAAAGUGGUAGUGGAGGUAGCGGCCCCAGAAAACGACCGCGGGAAGAUGUCGAGAACGAUGAAUUGAUCGCUACUAGAUUCGUUAACCACGACGACGUGGAGGAAGGGUGCUCCGAUUCCGGAGUGGAUGUGAAUGAGUAUUGGAGGGGGAGACCGCGGACAAAGUGUCAGGAGCAGAUGAUGAGGUGCGAUAGGGUAAGGAAGAGACGAGCAGAACUUGACGGGGAGGAGAAAGAGGAGAUUUUGGCGCAAAUGGGCGGGGAAACCGGGCUAGAACCCGGGAAGGCAAUUGUCAAUGAAAAGUACAAAAGAAGGAGGCACAACCGGUUGCCGUCGUCUCGCAGAUAUCCCACCGCUCCAUGAUGGCGAUCAGAGGGCACUCCGUACACCUUCAGCUUUUGGGAAAAUAUCAAGUAAUGGAUGAGGCGCAGCUCCGCGUUGGAAUAAAUUAGAGCCUCCGGGUUUGUGAGCCUGGAUAUCUGUCGAGAUUU
Messenger RNA from Cladophialophora immunda, 1584 nucleotides. RefSeq lists its product as uncharacterized. The transcript has a single exon. NCBI's taxonomy places the organism in Eukaryota, Fungi, Ascomycota, Eurotiomycetes, Chaetothyriales, Herpotrichiellaceae. The record is from RefSeq and is a predicted model, not a curated record. The coding region runs from base 146 to 1456 and encodes 436 amino acids.